CUUGAAAACUAUGUGUAAUGCGUACGUGAUGUAUAUAUAUAUAUAUAGUGCAGUGACGUAAUCCGCCUGAAGCGCCCUCGACUAUUUUAGCCUUUUUUAGGAUGAAAAGAAUCAUGUAUUUUAUCCUUGUAAACAGAAAAUAUUGACCAAGAAAAACGAAGACGAAAAAUUUAAGAAAUCGAAUUGAAUAUCGAACGGUAGUGCACAAAAUACAACCAUCCGAGUCUGACAACCUGAAUGAAGUGCAUGCAUGUACCGGUAGCAGCGUAACACUAACAGCGAAAGCAACUCGACACAAAACCAAGCCCAAACCAACGGCAGGCCAAGCAAGCCAGGUACCGGUAAGACCGCGACUUGGCUGAGCUGAGCUGAGAUCAAGAGCGAGCUAGACCCACACAGUCAUACGGUAUUGUUUUGCAUUCAUAAUUGCCAAGAUAGGACAGGAACAUGAUUGAAUGGACAAUGUUAUCUGCCGCAUUUCUUCCCUCUUUACUCCUCUUGCAAGUUGUGACAAUUUCACAAGGUCAGAAUAUACGUUUGCAAGAUGGUGGUCCAACCUAUGGAAGAUUGGAGAUUUUGUACAAUGGAGAAUGGGGCACAGUUUGUGAUGACAACUUUGGGUUGGAGGAUGCACAGGUGGCUUGCCGCGAGCUUGGGUUAGACUCGCUUUUGACGAGCGUUUACGGAGGCAGUAGAUACGGGCCAGGGACGGGACAAAUCUGGUUGGAUGAAGUGGAAUGUACUGGUUCAGAGUCGAGGUUGGCUAGCUGUUCCCACAAUGACUAUGGUUCCCAUGAUUGUUCUCAUUCAGAGGAUGUUGGCAUCGUCUGUGGAUCAACUACAGAUUCCGUGAUUGGAGGUGAAUUACGUCUGGUAAAUGGAGAUUCUAAUUACGGAAGACUGGAAAUCUCUGUGAACGGUGUCUGGGGUACCGUCUGUGAUGAUAGCUUUGACAGCUCAGAUGCAAGGGUUGCCUGCCGUCAGCUUGGCUUGGACACAUCGACAGUAGACUACUAUACGAGUUCAAGAUUUGGUGAAGGAACUGGGUCUAUUUGGUUGGAUGAAUUAGGUUGCCUUGGUACAGAAACAACCCUGGACAGCUGUUAUCACAGUGUCUUUGGUGUUCAUGAUUGCACCCAUGCAGAAGAUGUUGGCAUUUCGUGUGGAACAACAAAUGUAGGAGGAAGUUCUGGAGGCUUGUCUGGUGUGGGAAGUUGGAUAGGGGGUGCCAUCUUCAUCAUUGUCAUAUGUGUGGUAGCAAUACUGUUCAGACGAAGACGAAUGUACGCAAUGCGCCAACGUCAAACUACGAGGUUUGUCCAGCCACCUACUACUACCACAGUCCAUGUCACCACCAACCCCAGUGCCCCGGGGAACACACCUAUGCCUACCUACCACCACGCUCCAGCGCCGCAGCAGCAACCUGGCGAACCGCGCCCGUACCCCACACAGACAUUCACACCUACUUACCCGGCGGCGGCGGCGGCUGGAGGUGCUCCACCGGCAAACCCAUACCCUGUUCAGGCUUUCCCACCCACCACACAGUAUCCAGCACAGCCUCCAUCAGAUACCAACCCCUACCCUCCUCCGCAGGGAGCCGGGACUGCCGGUUACCCUCCUCAGCCAACAGCAUCUGCCUACCCGCCCCCAUCGGCAUCAAGUGCUCCAGCCUACCCGCCCCCAUCGGCAGCAAGUGCUCCAGCCUACCCGCCCCCAUCGGCAGCUAGUGCUCCAGCCUAUCCGCCCCCAUCAGCAGCAAGUGCUCCAGCCUACCCACCCCCAUCUACAAGAGAUGCAUCGGCCUAUCCUCCCCAACAACCUUAUGAUGCAUCAGCUGCAUACCCCCCAAGCAAUAAUACUCCCGUGGGAGACCUUCCCCCUCCGCCUUCUUAUGAAGACAUCGUCAAGCAGUAACUUCCGGGUUAAUUAAAAUUCUGCAAUGUACGCCUCCAGCACAGCCUCCAUCAGAUACCAAUCCCUACCCUCCUCCGCAGGGAGCCGGGACUGCCGGUUACCCUCCUCAGCCAACAGCACCUGCCUACCCACCCCCAUCGGCAUCAAGUGCUCCAGCCUACCCGCCCCCAUCGGCAGCAAGUGCUCCAGCCUACCCGCCCCCAUCGGCAGCUAGUGCUCCAGCCUAUCCGCCCCCAUCAGCAGCAAGUGCUCCAGCCUACCCACCCCCAUCUACAGGAGAUGCAUCGGCCUAUCCUCCCCAACAACCUUAUGAUGCAUCAGCUGCAUACCCCCCAAGCAAUAAUACUCCCGUGGGAGACCUUCCCCCUCCGCCUUCUUAUGAAGACAUUGUCAAGCAGUAACUUCCGGGUUAAUUAAAAUUCUGCAAUGUACGCCUCCAGCACAGCCUCCAUCAGAUACCAAUCCCUACCCUCCUCCGCAGGGAGCCGGGACUGCCGGUUACCCUCCUCAGCCAACAGCACCUGCCUACCCACCCCCAUCGGCAUCAAGUGCUCCAGCCUACCCGCCCCCAUCGGCAGCAAGUGCUCCAGCCUACCCGCCCCCAUCGGCAGCUAGUGCUCCAGCCUAUCCGCCCCCAUCAGCAGCAAGUGCUCCAGCCUACCCACCCCCAUCUACAGGAGAUGCAUCGGCCUAUCCUCCCCAACAACCUUAUGAUGCAUCAGCUGCAUACCCCCCAAGCAAUAAUACUCCCGUGGGAGACCUUCCCCCUCCGCCUUCUUAUGAAGACAUCGUCAAGCAGUAACUUCCGUGUUAACUAAAAUUCUGCAAUUAUCUUAGCUCUCAACUUUUUCAUCCAGAUGAAUUGUGGUAUAAUUUACAUCAGAAAUUUCAGGGUGAAGUGUAAGAUGUGACAUUUUAAAAUGCUUACUGUGUGCAAGAAAUAUGUCAAAGCACAUGUAUGCAGAUUCCACUUCCAGUCGCAUUAUAAUUUUUGACGCGUCGUUUUUAAUACUUGGUGCUGUCAGUUUUACAGGGGUGAGUCUUUCUUUCAAGUUUAUACUGUCAAUUUAUCUUGACAACUGAGGCUUUAAUACAAUACAUACAGAAAGUUUUGUGUUCAUGUAUAUUGUGGACACCAUGAUGUCCCAAAAAUCGGUCAGUCGCAUUACACAAAAAGGACAUGGAAAAAAAAGUGACUGAUUACUGUUUAAUUGUUCUUUCAAAUCAAAACACUUUUACCAAUUUCAAUACCUGCAAAACAUUACUUACAUAAUUAUAGAAGUCUCAAAUAUUAAAGACAUUUGAAUUUGGGAAGCAACUUCCAGUUUCUUUUGUGGAUACAAAACUUCGGUCAGUCACAUUAUGGUUAGUCGCAUUACACUUUGUCCGGCACUACAAUUUCAACAUUUUUUAAACCCUUCCCGCAUCUUAUGUUUGAAAAUUUUCUUCUAAUAUGAUGUAAAAUGAUGACCUUCAGAUUAUCCAAUUGAAAAUUUUACAAAACAAAUAAUAGUUUUAUGUUAAAUUGAAAUUAAGGAAAAUGAAAUAUAUGUAGUCCCAUGUAUAUAAUUGUUUGUAUGGUUCGGAUUCUCCUAUAAGGAGAUGCGUAAGAAAAGGAAAUUUAAGGCCGAUUACUAUCACCCUUUGUAUUUACAAACUUCCAUAUGAGUUUUAAUUAAAAAUUUUGAUCCAGAUUUGAAAAAGAGCCAAUAUAAUUGUCCGCAUUUGCUUGGAAUCGCCCAUCUAAUGGCAUUAUUCUAGUGUAUGGCAUUAACUCAAUAUCAUUCUAGAUGCUCUCAUUUACAAUGCAACUGACAAAACAGGCACUUUAAGAAUAGUAUUGUCCAAAGAACCAACAAAAUCUACAAGAUCGGAUGUGAUAUGAUGUAAUUGUUUGUAUUCUUUAAGAGUACCUCAGGGAAACGUGUGUCCUUAUGUUUUAUCACUUUUUAUACAGGUAAUCACAAACACUUCAGUAGAAGAAGACAUAUAUGUUAGGCAAUCUCUAUUUUAGUCAUUAACAUGGUUUCCUAUUGGAAAGAAAUCUUGAGGUAGUGGAAUUUGAAAAUCGAAUAAAGAUUAUUUUGAUUGCGCUUUCAAAAUUUACUGAACAAACUGGCACAGCCAACACUAGACAUGGACUUCUACAAAAACGCUAACCACCUGUUCAUGACAUUUUUUUUUGUAACACAAUAAAAACAAAGGUACUUGUACUGAAUCUAAAAUUUCACUGAACAUUCUGUCUCAAUAAAUAUGUUCUGCAAUGUCCGAUUCAUUUUCUCUUCACAAUGAAAAGAUGAUUUCUUCAUUGUUGGGGAUUCAUCACUGGUAAUACAAGGUUAAAAGUGUGUUUAUUCUGAAGAUUGUUAAAUAAACUGCCAUCAUCCAUGUGGCUAUGUCAAAGGAUGAUCAGAGAAGAGA
Messenger RNA from Lytechinus pictus (painted urchin), 4335 nucleotides. Its product is annotated as soluble scavenger receptor cysteine-rich domain-containing protein SSC5D-like. Bases 448 to 1914 code for a protein of 488 amino acids. NCBI's taxonomy places the organism in Eukaryota, Metazoa, Echinodermata, Echinoidea, Temnopleuroida, Toxopneustidae. Gene Ontology annotation, cellular component: membrane. The transcript is spliced from 7 exons. The record is from RefSeq and is a predicted model, not a curated record.